UAGAAAAUAUCCAGUUCGGCAGCAGUGUCCCGGGGUAUAAAAGCGGCGCGCAGCGACGCCAACCGAGACAGCGACAGAGGACCCAAUCGGAAACGUACGAACCGGGAACGCAUGUACCGGGUAACGGAUAACGCAUAAUAUUAUUUUCCAGAUCGCAUUUCCAUUUCGCAUUUCAAGUUUCGAGUUCCGAGUUCGCGUGUGCAAGGAAAGUGUGAUAGCCGAAGAAAGCGCAGCAGCAGCAGCCUCUUUGGAAAAACAGACAUUAGACAGGCAGAAAAUUAAAAAAUAAAAAAAAGAAAAUAAAAUGGCAACUGAAGUAGCCCAGAUUCCCGCUGAGGAAACGCCCGCGGUGGCGGCCAGCACAGAAAACGCGGAGCAGGCGGACAAGCCUGCAGCGGCGACCGAGGCCGCCCCCGCAGCCGCCGCCCCUGCCGAGAAGGAGGGCGCAGGCGAUGCUGCCCAAGACAAGGAUAACAAAGAGGAGAAGGCGGAUGGGGCUGCCGGAGACGGUGAGGCCAAGAAGGAGGAGGCCACAGCGGUGGCCAAGACGGACGCUCCGCCGCCAGCCCAGAAGUUCAACGUGCACAAGGCUAACUUCGAGAAGGACAUCAUCUAUCUGUACCAGUUCUCGCGCACCCCACUGCUGCCCUCCCUCUCGCCCUACUGCCUCAAGGUGGAGACCUGGCUGCGCCUAGUGGGUCUUAAGUACGAGAAUGUUGAUCAUAAGAUGCGCUUCCGCUCCAAGAAGGGUCAGCUACCGUUCAUCGAGCUGAACGGCGAGGAGAUCGCCGAUUCUGCCAUUAUCAUCAAGGAGCUGUCGGCCAAGUACGAUAAGAACCUGGACGCCGGAUUGACCGCCGAGCAGAGGAAUGUGUCCUACGCCACGAUUGCCAUGUUGGAGAACCAUCUCAUCUGGAUCAUCUUCUACUGGCGGGCCAAGUAUCCCGACAAUGUGCUCAAGGGCUACAAGGUCAACUUGCAGCAUGCUCUGGGCCUCCGGCUGCCCAACUCCAUUCUCAACUUCUUCUUCAAGAUAACCUUUGGUCGCAAGUGGUUCCAGGGCACGAAGAAGCUGAAGGCGCAUGGCAUUGGUGUCCACAGCGCCGAGGAGAUCGAGGAGUUCGGCAAGAGCGAUCUGAAGGUGCUCAGCGAGAUGCUCGACUGCAAGCCGUUCUUCUUCGGUGACGAGCCCACUACAUUGGAUGUUGUGGCGUUUGCGGUCCUCUCGCAGCUCCACUAUCUCUCCAAGGACAUCGCAUAUCCUCUGCGCGACUACAUGACUGAGAAGUGCCCCAACUUGAUUGGUCAUGUCUCGCGCAUGAAGGACAAGUGCUUCCCCGACUGGGACGAGAUCUGCACGAAGCUGGAUCUCAAUGCGCACAUUCCCAAGCCAGAGCCAGAGACUAAGGAGGGCAAGGAAGGCGGUGAGCAGGAGAAAUCAAAUGAACAGGAGGGCACCGAGGGCGACAAGAUCGAGAAGGAGUUGGAGAAGGACAAGUCGAACGAGAAGGAGUCGACCGAGGAGAACAAAGAGAAGGAGGAAACAAAGUAAAUUCGCCGUUAGUUAUAUUCGUACAUAUAUCUAGUAUAUGUGUAUGAUCGAGAGAAAACACCCCACAUACACACACAUUAUAUAUAUAUACAUAUGUAGUACGAUACUAUAUAGUAAGGCCCUAUAUAGCUAGGCGCUGCGCUCUCAUAUAUAAGCAUUCAGACAUCAGAAAAAAACCACUCGAAACACACUCGAAGAAAAAAACAAAAAAGAAAACACCCAUUUACAAACCUAGGACAACUGUAAAGCAAACGCAGGCAAAACCAUCAAAACGAUCCACUAAGUAAUGAAAAAAAAAAAAAACAAACAAAAAAAAAGUAUAUACAAUAACGUAACGUAAAAACUUUGGACAUCUUUUUUUAUAUAUAUACACGACGACGUUUGUAUUAACAGAACAAGAAAAA
Molecule: messenger RNA, 1956 nt
Organism: Drosophila ananassae
Lineage: Eukaryota; Metazoa; Arthropoda; Insecta; Diptera; Drosophilidae
Gene: fax
Product: failed axon connections
Exons: 6
Coding region: 305-1552 (415 amino acids)
Cellular component (GO): cytoplasm
Source: RefSeq, a predicted model, not a curated record